AUGGAUCAAACUUCCGGAAAUACGAGAAGAAAUAGAAGUAGCAGAGUUGGUCGGUCCUCCAAUCUUGCAUCAAAUCCAUCCGCGGAGCAAGCGGGAGAUCAUUGGCAAUGCCAAUUACCAUUCCCAUGGCCCCUUCAGAACUUCAGUUGCGGCGCAUGGAAUAAACCCAAUGCAGUAACAUGUAAAGCCCCGGAGGAAAACCCCUUCAAGAAUGUCGACCCAAGCAAUCCGGGGGGACAACGUGGAUGCGGUAGACAAAAGCUCGAUGGAUUUUGGACACUGGCGAGUCACGUCAGCAGAUUAAAUCUCUAUUAUAGAAAAAGAGAUCAGAUCCCUGACAUCGACUGGGUUGUCUUGAAAGAUGGCAAACGUGUUCGCAACAACGAAGAGAGAUAG
Molecule: messenger RNA, 396 nt
Organism: Botrytis byssoidea
Lineage: Eukaryota; Fungi; Ascomycota; Leotiomycetes; Helotiales; Sclerotiniaceae
Exons: 2
Coding region: 1-396 (131 amino acids)
Source: RefSeq, a predicted model, not a curated record